UUAUGGCUGCAACUAUCUUUAGCGGGCGGUAAGCCUCGUUUCACUAGUGUAUUAAGAGAUGCGUGGAUUUUUUUCUGCACUUUAUUGUAUAGUAGCGAACGGCGUUGGAAUAUUGAGUCUCUCUUUGAGACGAAGAGCACCUGUAAUCCUCAAACUUAAUAGAAUGAGGAAGAAGCUAUUGGUCGAUGCAGAUUGCGGCGUGGAUGACGCCCAGGGUAUCAUGUUGGUUCUGGCAGCCCCGAACGUGGACCUCCUGGGGGUGACCUGCGUGCAUGGAAACACCACAGUGGAGAACGUGUGCAGGAACACGCUGCGUGUCCUGCAAGCUUGUAAUAGACUCGACAUUCCAGUGUUUAAAGGUGCCGCUAAGCCCCUCCUUGGCAACACGAUAAAUGCUGGAGAGUUCCACGGCCAGGAUGGGCUCGGAGACGCCCCGGACCCAAACGCUCCCGGUGUGGAUCUGGUGCAACAGGAAGACGCUGUGUCGGCUAUGAUCAGAAUAGUCAAAGAGAACCCAGGAGAGGUAUCUCUGGUUGCCACGGCACCCCUCACCAACCUGGCCUUGGCUGUGAGGAUAGACCCGUCUUUGCCGAGCAAGUUGCGAGGACUCUACAUCAUGGGAGGCAACACGGAAUCUCGAGGGAACACCACCGUGUGCGGCGAGUUCAACUUUGCAGCCGAUCCAGAGGCAGCGUACAUUGUGCUGAGUGACUACAAGUGUCCAACCUACUUGGCAUGCUGGGAGUUUACUUGCUACAGCAAACUCUCCUGGGAGUUCUGUGACACCUGGUUGGCACAGGACACGCACAAAGCUCGCUUCAUGGCGCGCAUCUUCCGCCACAGCAUCGAGGCGUCACAAAGCGAGCGCUUCCAGAAGGAGUUUGUGGCCGGCACCGGCUUCAUCUCCUGUGACUCGUACGCCAUGGCGGCAGCCGUGGACGAUGCUUUCAUCACCGAAAGUGACUGCUACGCGGUUAGCGUGGAGCUAACGGGCACGCACACAAGAGGCAUGAUGGUGGUGGAUACCAGAGGCGUGCUAAAGAAGACUCACAAGGCUUUCAUUAUAAAGAAAGUGGAUAUGGAGAAGUUUGGGGAGAUGAUGAUGGCGGCGUUGAAAUAGAGCAGUGGCUAUGCAGGCGGUACAUGGAAACAUUUGAUUCCCAAGAUGAGUAAAUAUUAUGUCCUUAUAUUACGGCAGUAACAAAGUGUAACGUGUCCCAUAAUAGUUUCCCCUAAGUUAUUUAAUGGGACACACAGCUUCCAAAAGGUUCAACCUUUGUAUUGUCAAAUCACAGAAUGUUUCCCCCAAAGGUCUUGGGGAUGAUCAAGAUGUUUUCUAGCAAAAUUGAGAUUAGCAUUAAUGUACUUUUUGUUGUCUCUCUUAUGGUGGAGUCAUGAACCUUACCUGAGGCAACCAUUGAGGAAUUAUGUGAAAUUAUCUUUCUUGUCAACUACUAUCAACUACUUUGAUGACCUGUAAAUACUGAAACUGUGAAUGUGGAAUGCUAAUUAUCAGUAUCUCAUUAUCUGUUCAGGAUGCCUCUGGGUAUGUGUUCUGGGCACAUCCAACCAACAUUGUACCAUUUUUUUCCUCUUCAAUGAGGCCCUAACACAACACUAUUGCAGAGUCAUUCCUACAAUUCAAUGCCAUUUCAGCAUUUUGAUUGUGAAUUUCUAUUAAACAUGUUGUACUUUGCAAGAGCUUGUAACAUUAUCUAAUUGAGGGUUUACUAAACAACAAGAGCUCAGAUGAAUUCUGAUUAUUUUGACCAAAUUCUGGGCAGGCAACUUAACUUUAAUGUCUUAGAAAAAAAAACGCAACAAUCUUGAAAAAAAAAAAACAGCAUAAUUUAUUUUAAAGUAAAGUGUAGCUUCAGCACGUUCCAAAACACUCAUUCAUAUGUUCAUACUGAUCAUUUCUCCCAAUACAAUCGAGGAUGUAAGAUCACCAAGCACAGCAAAUAGCCCCCCCUUUAUUUGCUGUCAAUGUUAGAAUCCAGGGUGUUAUUAAAUAUCUGACAGUCCUUUUUUUCGACCCAAUGUGUGCAUUUCAUUCAGUAAGGUGAAUCACACUAGAACAGUUGGUCAACCUCAUGUGACGUCAUUUGGGGCCA
Molecule: messenger RNA, 2114 nt
Organism: Doryrhamphus excisus (bluestripe pipefish)
Lineage: Eukaryota; Metazoa; Chordata; Actinopteri; Syngnathiformes; Syngnathidae
Product: inosine-uridine preferring nucleoside hydrolase
Molecular function (GO): hydrolase activity, hydrolyzing N-glycosyl compounds
Source: RefSeq, a predicted model, not a curated record